Molecule: messenger RNA, 361 nt
Organism: Penicillium atrosanguineum
Lineage: Eukaryota; Fungi; Ascomycota; Eurotiomycetes; Eurotiales; Aspergillaceae
Exons: 3
Coding region: 65-361 (98 amino acids)
Source: RefSeq, a predicted model, not a curated record
UCCAAGUCCUCCUAAGGCUUUCCUUGGGUGGACGUGGGAUUCCUUCAACUUUUUCACAGUUUCAAUGACGAUCACCGAUAUUUUAGAAGCCUUUGAUAAUGGAUAUUUAGAAAUUAACAUCCGUCCGGGGAAUGACGGUCACCCUUAUGCUUCGAUCUGUCGGCGCCAUCAUCUUCGGCAUGCUCGAAGAUCGAUAUGGACAGAAGUGACCGAUGAUAAUCAACUUAUUUCUUUUAUUAUCGUGGAGCUGUGCUCUGCCUUCUGUAAUACCCUUCCCCAGGUUUUGGGUGUGUGGUCUUUAUACGGAAUUGCUAUGGGAGAUGGGCACUCCAUAAUCGAGCGACAAUUGUGGAGAGACUGA